Suillus discolor is the source of this 429-nucleotide messenger RNA. RefSeq lists its product as uncharacterized. Lineage: Eukaryota; Fungi; Basidiomycota; Agaricomycetes; Boletales; Suillaceae. The transcript has 3 exons. The record is from RefSeq and is a predicted model, not a curated record. The coding region runs from base 1 to 429 and encodes 142 amino acids.
AUGCCGUGCACAUCACGCAACAAAAAGACUGCACCCCGUAAGGGAAGUCAGCAAGACGUCUCAAUGCUGAACGUUGAUCUGGCAGAUGAUAAGCUAGGCUGGAGGAUUGACCUUACAGCCUCAAAGGUUAGAAGCACGUUCCUGGUAGCGAACUUGAUGGCCCCUGAUGCCAGUCACCAUAUGGGGCGACUAUCUCCAAAUAGAAGAAAACUUGUUCGCAACCUAGAGAAGGUGGUAAACAAGUGUAUUGAUCGUAAUUGCGAAGGGGACCAUCCUACUACUGACCUUUUAUGCGAGAGGAUCUAUGCGGCACUUGAGGGAGCAGUAUUGAACAUAGAGGUGGAUGAGAUUAUGUGCAGGCAUGUCUCGAAAGCCGAGAACUCCAAAAACGACGACAGACACGUAAGAUGGUCUUUCGGUUUCCAGUAA